Myotis brandtii (Brandt's bat) is the source of this 2020-nucleotide messenger RNA. It is a transcript of the gene LCAT, whose product is annotated as lecithin-cholesterol acyltransferase. Gene Ontology annotation, molecular function: phosphatidylcholine-sterol O-acyltransferase activity. Lineage: Eukaryota; Metazoa; Chordata; Mammalia; Chiroptera; Vespertilionidae. The record is from RefSeq and is a predicted model, not a curated record. The transcript has 6 exons. Gene Ontology annotation, biological process: lipid metabolic process. The coding region runs from base 679 to 1998 and encodes 439 amino acids.
AGAGUGGAGGUGUUCAGGGUAACACCCCCUCUAGCACCCAUCUGCCAGUCCUGCUUUGCCUGGCCCUGCCCUAGACCCAGCUUUGGAGAUUGGGCCUGGGCCUGGCCAUGGAGAGGGAUCCAGGGUCCUACAGGACCCUAAGAGGUUAAAGGACUCCCCCCACCCCCGGCCCCCCCGAUCAGCAUCCUGGGAGGCCUGGAGAAGACUGGUGGGGGCUGACAUUGGGUUUGAAGGCAGCCAGCCCAGGAACGCUAUUUAUUGAAUAUUUAUUGUUGGGAUGUCACCAUCAGAGAGAAGGGGAGGGGUGACGAGGGAGGGGGUCCUACCCAGCCCGCCUGCAGGAAGUCCUGGCUCAGAUUACUGUGGGCAGGGACCCCCACCAAGCUGAGCUUAAUGGAGCCAGCCAGCUGAAGCCUGACUUUUUUCAAUAAAACAUUGUGUACUUCUGGGCCUCCUGCUGCCCGAGCUCUGUUUCCCCUGGCGCCAAGGGAAAAAGGCGGAACUGAACCCAGGCCCAGAGCCUGCUCCAGCUCCAAGGCUGUGCCCCUUUCCCCACAACCUCUGGCCAUAGUCAUUGGCUAGACUGUCCCUCCCACUGGCCCCGGGGCCCCUCCCACCGCCACUCCAGAUAAGGCCAGCCCAAGACUGCUUCACUGGGCAGUAGGCACUAGGGCUGGAAUGGGGCUGCCCGGUUCCCCAUGGCAGUGGGUGCUGCUGCUGGGGCUGCUAUUCCCCCCUGCCGCCUCCUUCUGGCUCCUCAAUGUGCUGUUCCCCCCGCAAACCACGCCCAAGGCUGAGCUCAGUAACCACACACGGCCCAUCAUCCUCGUGCCUGGCUGCCUGGGGAACCAGCUGGAAGCCAAACUGGAUAAACCAGAUGUGGUGAACUGGAUGUGCUACCGCAAAACAGAGGACUUCUUCACCAUCUUUCUGGAUAUCACUAUGUUCCUACCCCUUGGAGUAGACUGCUGGAUCGAUAACACCAGGGUUGUCUACAACCGCAGCUCUGGGCGUGUGUCCAAUGCCCCCGGUGUACAGAUCCGUGUCCCUGGCUUUGGCAAGACCUACUCUGUUGAGUACCUGGACAAAAACAAGCUGGCAGGUUACAUGAACACCCUGGUGCAGAAUCUGGUCAACAAUGGCUACGUGCGGGAUGAGACAGUGCGGGCUGCCCCCUAUGACUGGCGCCUGGAGCCCAACCAACAGGAGGAGUACCACCAGAAGCUCUCUGGGCUGGUGGAAGAGAUGUAUGCUACUUAUGGAAAGCCUGUCUUCCUCAUUGGGCACAGUCUUGGCUGCCUGCACCUGCUCUAUUUCUUGCUGCGCCAACCCCAGUCUUGGAAGGAUCGCUUCAUUGAUGGCUUCAUCUCUCUUGGGGCUCCCUGGGGUGGCUCCAUCAAGCCCAUGCUGGUCUUGGCCUCAGGUGACAACCAGGGCAUCCCGAUGAUGUCCAGCAUCAGGCUGAAACAGAAGCAGCGCAUAACAACAACGUCCCCCUGGAUGUUUCCCGACUACCGGGUAUGGCCUGAGGACCAUGUGUUCAUUUCCACACCCAGCUUCAACUACACAGGCCGUGACUUCCAGCGCUUCUUUGAAGACCUGUACUUUGAAGACGGCUGGUACAUGUGGCUACAGUCACGUAGCUUGCUGGCAGGACUCCCGGCACCUGGUGUAGAAGUGUAUUGUCUGUAUGGCGUGGGUCUGCCCACGCCCCAUACCUACAUCUUUGACCAUGGCUUCCCCUACACAGACCCCGUGAGCAUGCUCCAUGAGGAUGGCGAUGACACUGUGGCCACACGCAGCAGUGAGCUCUGUGCCCAAUGGAAGGGCCUCCAGCCACAGCCUGUGCACCUGCUGCCUCUGAACGGGACAGAGCACCUCAACAUGGUCUUCAGCAAUCAGACACUAGAGCACAUCAAUGACAUCCUGCUGGGUACCUACCGACAUAGCACCUCUGUACCCACAGCUGCUAGCCCAGGGACCCCGCCCCCUGAAUAAAGAUCAUCCUUUGCUGCUGUAA